This is a messenger RNA of Capsicum annuum, 1631 nucleotides long. Its product is annotated as MADS-box protein SVP-like. The record is from RefSeq and is a predicted model, not a curated record. Gene Ontology annotation, molecular function: DNA-binding transcription factor activity, RNA polymerase II-specific; RNA polymerase II cis-regulatory region sequence-specific DNA binding; protein dimerization activity. Bases 621 to 1547 code for a protein of 308 amino acids. Lineage: Eukaryota; Viridiplantae; Streptophyta; Magnoliopsida; Solanales; Solanaceae. The transcript has a single exon. Gene Ontology annotation, biological process: positive regulation of transcription by RNA polymerase II.
AAUCUAAGAAAAUCAAGUUAAUAAGAUCCUAAAUUAAAUGUUGACACACUCUUUCCUUUUAAAAUUACUUUUUUUGAAAAAAAAUAUCAUUGAUGAUUUAUACAGAAGAAGCCUUUUCUCCCUUUUAUAAAAAGUUGAAAGAAGUUCUUUAUUUAACUUUGUUCAUUAAAACCAUAUUUAAGAAAAGAACUUGAAAAGGUAUGUUCUUCAAUUACUUUUCUAUCUUCCAAUUAUACUUAACGUUAUAAGUUUUUGCCUUCAUGGUUAUAUUGUUUUUUUUUUUCAAAUUUGUGUUCGUUAUCAUGAAACAAAAUUUUUGAUUAACUUCACUUUCUUAAACUCAGACCUCAUCUCUAUUUUUUAACAAAAUUAUACUAAAUAUAUGUUAAAUAAUAUGUUUAUUAGCAGAUUUUGUUUUCUGAUUUUCAAAGCAAUAUUAUUAUAACUUUGAACUUCCCGUUUAUUGUGCUAGAUGAAGGAAGUAACAAAAGGACGGACUCCUAAUUUCCCAUGUUGUUAUUGUGCAUAACAAUGUAUACUGUGCUAAAUAAUUUAUAUAAUUUUUUUUCUUUUAAUUUUGAGUAUUUUGCUUAGUUUGUGGUAGAUCAACAAACAGCGAGAUGGGACGUGCAAAACUGAAAAUGGAACUAAUAUGCAAGGAGAAAGCAAGGAAUGCAACAUUCAAGAAAAGGAAAGAAGGCCUAUUGAAGAAGUUGUAUGAAUUCACUACUCUUUGCAAUGUCGAUGGACUUAUGAUUUUGUAUGGGCCGAAUGGAUCCGAUCCUGAGAUUUGGACAAAUAGUAGCGGCAAUAGUAGUAGUAGUAGCAGCUUACAACAAGAAGAGAUUCAGAAGUUGAUUGAUCAGUACAAGAAGGAGAGUAAUUUGCAAUCUGGUAGUACUAAAACCUUUGACUUGUCUGAUUAUUUUGUUGAUCGAAACAAGAAAGUCGAAGAGGAGCUGAUGAAGUUGAGAAAGAUGAACAUGGAAAAGAGAUAUCCGUCUUGGUCAGGGUCCAUGGAUCGGUUAUCUGAAAUUGAAUUGAGACAAGUUUUAACUUCAUUGGAUUACAAAGUUGCAGAGGUGAAGUCUAGGAUUAAUUCGGUCAGAGGAAAUUUUCCUAGGGAAUAUUUGAUGGGAGGAGAAACAACAAGAUUAAGCCAAUUUACUCAUAUGGUCCAAGGAGGAAUAGAAUUGGGUGGCUAUAAUUAUGAGCAAUUAUUGCAAGUUCCAAUUUAUCCUUACUGUAAUUACAGUCAUCAAGAAAUGAUGAUGUUAACGAGGACUGAAAAUAAUUGGCAAUACAAUAGUAAUGGGGCAUCAUCAUCUUCCACUUCCGGUGGCAUUGGCAACAGCAACAUGAUGUGUGCAGCAUUGUAUGAGGCUACGACGACUCAUAACAUGAUGGGUAAUAAUCAGUUGACAUAUGGUGCAGCAGCUCCAACAAUCCUGCCGCCACCCCCAUGCAUCAUAUUUCCCAUGUCCCAAAUGCAACAUUCUUGGAACAAGAACGAGCAAGAUGACAACGUAAAAUUUUUACCUUAUUAGAGAAAGCAAUCAUUAUACAAGUUUUGAGUUUUUCAUUUGCACUUGGAUCUUCAUUCAUUCUAUCUUUAAAAGUUUUUCCUUUUU